This is a messenger RNA of Planococcus citri (citrus mealybug), 2278 nucleotides long. RefSeq names its product RCC1 and BTB domain-containing protein 1-like. The coding region runs from base 447 to 2051 and encodes 534 amino acids. The transcript is spliced from 12 exons. Lineage: Eukaryota; Metazoa; Arthropoda; Insecta; Hemiptera; Pseudococcidae. Gene Ontology annotation, molecular function: protein binding. The record is from RefSeq and is a predicted model, not a curated record.
AUCACUAUUUUUUGAAAUAUUUGAAAAAUUUUCAAAGCAGACCAUUAGACCAUUUCCCGCGUCUCUCGCGUUGAACUUUCAAGUUUCAGUUUCUUCAUAAAUGUUUUAAAUUAAUUAACGCCUUGAAAGUAAAUACCGAUGGGUAAUUAAUUAAAUCAUCUGUAGUUGAAAACAUCAAGCUUUUCCCCCUGAACUGAUAAGGAUUCCUGGAACCUCCCAUCAGUCGUAUCUGCCAUCAGAGUUUCAUUUGCAAAACAGCAAUAGAUUUUGUUGGUUCUUGCCGAUAGAGCAGGCGUUCAACGCUCAACCUGUAAAGAUCAUAGCUAGAUGUGCCAUUCCAGAAUAAGAUGAUGAUGCAGUGAAAGGAAAUCUCUGUUGGGUUGCUUAUUUGUUCUAUCACUGCUUCAGCAUCGAACUGCCUUGAUUUUUGUAGCUGACAACUGAAAAUGGAUAUUCGGAAAUACCUGUGCGAUUGGGAACUCGAUGAAGACUUCAUCGACGAGAUUGACAGAUUCGCUGUUUGGAGAGGCUGUAAUACCCCUGAGUUUGGGAAUGCUUUCUUCGUGAUGAAAAAUCUAGACGUUUAUGCGGCAGGAGUAAGCUCAAGCUCAAAAAACACUAACAAACCGGUGCUUCUUCCUUCAUUAUGUGGCAGAAGAAUCAAAAAAUUUGUUGCCGAAGAUACUAGAGUUCUUGUUUGUACUGAGGAAGGUGAAGUUUUUGGUUAUGGAUCGUGGUUCUCUCGUAAUAAAAUUUUUAUCAUGAAUAUGCCUCAGAAAGUAUCCUCCCUGGAGGGUUUGCGUAUAGUGGAUAUCGCAAUUGGACCACAGUCAAACUGUCUAGCUUUACGUGAUGAUGGAAAGAUUGAAGUAUUCGAUUUCGCCGUUCCACUAAAAUAUCUAGUGGACACUUCACCCGCAGCAGAUACGAAACCGUUGAAUAUAUUUAAUGUAACCGGCCAUAUUUAUGUUUCAUUAUUGGAGAAUGGGAAGAUGAUGAAGAUAGAUACCAGUAUCGAUGAUUUUUUACCUAACCCGAGUGCCAAGAAAUUCAAGAAAAAUACUUGCGAAGUGAUGAAUUAUCCAAAAGCUGAUGCCGGUAAAAUUAAAAAAAUCAUUCCUGGAUUUCCACAUAUACAAUAUGUUCUGGAUGAAUAUGGUCUGUUAUUUGUGAUAAGCUACGAUGUACAAGGAGAGCUCAAACUUCAAGAAUUUCAAGUCAAUUCGUGUUUCCCCGAAAAGAUUGUUGAUGUUGCUGGUAGUCGUCUUUGUUCUCUAACAGCUGUGUUGACUGAAAAAGGCAACGUUUAUAUGUGGGGAAGAGGCCGAGGUGCAUCCAUUUCAAACCCUACGCUUACGCCAUUCAAGACCCUUCAUGAAGUUUUCCUUCAUUAUUCGAUGCCAUUGUCGACCUAUAAACUAAUGAACGUUGACGAAUUGCUUUCUGAGCCGAGUCAUGCUAACCGGACGAGAACGAAUGAUCAGCAGAAUUUCUUUAUUGAUAUGUUCAAAAAUGCAUUUGAUAAACAGACACUAUGCGAUUUAUUCGUAGAAGUAGGAGGUAAUACAAUUCCAGUCCACAAAUCAGUUCUAGCCUUGAGAUGUAAACAUUUCGUGGAAGUAUUUCAGAAAGAUUGGCCCGAAGAGAAACCGAUUAUUGUAGAAAUUAAAGACGGUGAUUUCAAAGUGUAUAAAGCUUUCCUUGAGUACCUAUAUACGGACCAAAUUGACACUUCGUUAUCCUUCAACGACAUUUUAGAAUUGCUCAACUUGGCGAAUAAAUAUCAUUCAGAACAGUUGGCCGAACGUUGUGUACUAUUGAUUCAGUCCAAUAUUACCGUCGAAAGUGUUAUUUUAUUAUACGUACGUGCCACUGUGAUGAUCAAAGACACCACGAUGAAGAAAAUUUUCGAUCAAUUAAAGGAUUCCUGCGUAAGAUUUACUGCAGACCAUGAAAAUAUAGUUGUAAUAUCUGACGAAUUCGCUAAGAUGGAUUCAGAUAUGGCGAGAGAGUUAAUCAUAGAUGUUUGCAAAAGUAGAUGUAAGAAUUGAAAUGUAUUCGAAGUCUUAUUACGAAGUAGAUACCUUACCUAGGUCUGUUUCUAAACCUGCGUGUGCUCAGUGCUGUCAGCUGUGUUCGUUUUUAAUGUGAUUUUUUAGAAACGUGUUUUACUAUGCUCAGUUUUGUUAAUUUUAUGUUUAAUUUAGUUACUACGUUGAGUUGUUUUCAUUUCGAUUAUGUUUCUUUCGUAAUAAAAGUUGAUUUUCAUUUUUUCAAA